Girardinichthys multiradiatus is the source of this 7008-nucleotide messenger RNA. Its product is annotated as zinc fingers and homeoboxes protein 1-like. Gene Ontology annotation, cellular component: nucleus. Gene Ontology annotation, molecular function: DNA binding; DNA-binding transcription factor activity, RNA polymerase II-specific. The record is from RefSeq and is a predicted model, not a curated record. NCBI's taxonomy places the organism in Eukaryota, Metazoa, Chordata, Actinopteri, Cyprinodontiformes, Goodeidae. The coding region runs from base 644 to 3586 and encodes 980 amino acids. The transcript is spliced from 8 exons. Gene Ontology annotation, biological process: regulation of transcription by RNA polymerase II.
ACAAAUCAACAGUAUAAAAUGUUUAAAAAAAACUCUUAUAUGCUUUGCAUUUAAAAAGUUACGGUUGUGUAAAAAGAUGAAUAAAUAAAGCACCUAGUGCAAUUCUAUUUGCUGGCACAAAAAGAAAGUUAAAUAUUUGCUGCUCUGCUUCUAAUUGAUACCAACCUUUAGUACAAGUUUUAUUCUGAAGUCUCCAACCGGAUGCAUUUAUCACCCCCUGCUAGCUUCCAGCAACACACAAAAAAAUGGUCGGAUUCGUUAAACUAGCGGUGCCUUUUUUUAUGGAAAUGUCCUCUCCAUAAGCAAAACAACGGAGUAAACAAUGCGUGCUGAAGCGACGCCAGCAAAACCCACAGCUAGCGGGUGGUGGUGAGCCCCAACCCGGCUGUUAGAGCGCCUCUGUGACGGGCUGGAGCAGAUGGGAUCCUUGGUGAAUUUGGGUAAAAGGCGGAAGACUGCGUAUCAACAGAGCGAACCAGAGAUGCUACAGAGCUACAGCCGCUAGUCUGCUAACUGUUUGUUCCAACAUGCAGGAGUCAAAAAUAACUGAUAAGAGUCCAACUGCUAGCAGCCGUAUUUAUGGAACCCUAACAGGACAUCUUACACUUAUUUCUGUGCUCUGCUAAGCUGACCAAAACCAAGGAUGGCGAGCAGGAGAAAAUCUACCAUUCCCUGCAUGGUUCCUCCUCAGGAAAAAAUAGACUCAGAUCAGGAGGUGGAGGACGUUAUGGACAUCACAGACCCUGAGGAUAGCAACGAAUUCACUGCAGCUUAUUCUGAGGGCCCUUCUUUGUCGGAGGAACAAGCCGAGGACGCUGAUAUCAGGCAGGAUGCGGUUUCGGACCUAUACUUGGACUUGAACACGGCUGAAGGGGGAUAUGAGUGCAAAUACUGCAGCUUCCAGACUUCAGAGCUUAACCUGUUUACUAUCCAUGUGGACACUGAGCACCCUGAUGUCAUCCUUAACACCUCCUACGUCUGUGUGGAGUGUGACUUCCACACCAAAAGUUAUGACACACUGCAGACCCACAAUGCUCGGCUGCACCCUGGCGAGGAUAACUUCACACGGACGAUGGUUAAAAGAAACAACGAGACCAUCUUCCAACAGACGGUGAACGAUCUCACCUUUGACGGCAGCUUUGUCAAAGUGGAGGAAGACGAGGCGGAGGAAAUGUCCCACAAAGCAAUCCCUCUCAGCAAAACUCCCAUCAUGAGAAUCAAGAGCAGACCAGAGCCUAAAAAGUUUGGCACGGCCCAAAAACUGCCAGUCGAUUGUGUCAUUAAAGUGGAGAGCGAUGAUGAAUACGACGAGAGCCAGGAGCCGCCCACUCUGUCGCCUGCUCCGACGACUCCUGCUGCUUGUACCCCGCGUCUCAUUCCUGUCUCCACGCCGGUGCAACUUCAGGCCAUCCCUCAAGGCAUCAUGGUGAACAGCCCCAACAUGCUGCAGAUUAAAGGUGGCUCCACUGGGGGUGGUCCCGUGUUGCCGCCGGGGACUCUGGCCCAGGUUCUGUCCGCCCUGCAGACCCAACAGAGCACUCAGACCCAGCUACUGAUCCCCAUCAGCAGCAUCCCCACCUACAACAACGCCAUGGACAACAACGUCCUGCUUGUCAGCGCCUACAACAGGUUUCCAUAUCCUUCAGUGUCGGAGAUCAUUGGCUUGUCGGCACAGACAAAGUUCAGCGAGGAGCAGAUCAAGGUCUGGUUUUCUGCCCAAAGGCUCAAACAUGGAGUCAGCUGGACACCAGAGGAGGUGGAGGAGGCAAGGAGAAAGAAGUUUAACGGCACAGUUCAGACUGUUCCCCAGACCAUCACAGUCAUUCCUGCCAACAUCGGUGCAGCAACAAAUGGACUGCAGUCCAUCUUUCAGACCUGUCAGAUUGUUGGACAGCCAGGUCUUGUCCUCACUCAGGUGGCUGGCAGCGGGAGCACCGUGCCUGUGGCCUCUCCCAUCACUUUGACCGUGGCAGGGGUACCCGGAAACCAGCCCAAAGCGGCCGAAGCUUCGGCGCCUGAAUCAAACGCUGAGGUUUCAGCUUCGUCUGCCAGCAUGUCGCUCAGUUUGGAUGCAGCAGCUACAAAACCGAAGAAGUCUAAAGAACAGCUGGCAGAGCUGAAGGCAAGCUACAGCAGGAGGCAGUUUGCCACGGAGGAGGAGAUUUCAAGGCUAAUGGAGGUCACCAAACUCUCCAAAAGGGCAAUAAAAAAGUGGUUCAGCGACACACGCUACAACCAGAGAAACUCAAGGGAUCACCACAGCUUGCUGCUGAGUGAAACUUCAUCCAGCAGAGCAGCUUUCUCAGGAGCAGGCCGAGGAGGAAGGAGCGGCAGCACCAGCUUUACUGAAAACAUCAGCAGCGAAACGCUGUCAGACUUAACCACCACAGUCAGCACACCCACCACCACCACUACAACUACAACUACCAUGACUAACACAACCAUCGUUAUAGACUCCAGCGACGAUGCCAGUGACUCCUCCCCCACUACAGCCAACGCUCCAGGUUCUUCUGCGUCAAAGAGCGACCCACGUCUCAAAUUCCGCCACGCCUUUCCCGACUUCACGCCACAGAAGUUCAAGGAAAAGACCACCGAGCAGCUGAACAUCCUGGAGUCCAGCUUCCAGAAAUCAGAAAUGCCUUCAGACGAAGAGUUGAGCCGACUGCGUGCGGAAACAAAGCUGACGAGACGGGAGGUGGAUGCUUGGUUCUCGGAGAGACGGAAAACGCCUUCAGCAGCACUAUUAAAAGACAGUGAUACGGAGAUGGAAGAAAAGGUCAAACAGACUACUACGCCUUUAGCAUCUCCGGAGGGACAGACCACUCCACCUGUUGUGAGGAAGAUCCUAAAAAAGACCCCGGAGCAGCUCCAUAUUUUGAAGAAGGCUUUUGUUCGCACACAGUGGCCAACAUCGGAGGAGUACGAUCAGAUGGCAGAGGAGACCGGCCUGCCGCGGACCUACAUUGUCAACUGGUUUGGAGACACGCGCUACGCCUGCAAAAACAGCAACCUGAAGUGGUACUACCUGUACCAGAGUGGCAAGGUGGAUGAGGCGUUGAACGGUGGAGGAAAAAAGAAGUCCAGGAAGCGGUUCCGAAGUUGGUCCAGGAGGACACGCAGGUCGUACCCCUGCAAACGUUCCCCACAAGGUUGCGUAGGAGCCAUCAAGGUGAAGUCUGGUAAGACGUUCCUUAAGGAUUACUACCUCAAGCACAAAGCUCUGAGUGAGAAAGACCUGGACGAUCUGGUGUCAAAGUCCAAAAUGAGCUACGAGCAGGUGAGAGACUGGUUCUCUGAGACAAUCAGAAAGGUGGAGGAGGGAAAGGAGCCGUUCAGUGAUGAGGAGGGGGAGGAAGAUGACGAAGAGGAGGAAGAGGAUGAGCUGGCGACAGCUGAGUGUAGAGACAGUGAAGGAGAAAUUGAGGCAAAAGAAGAAGGAACGGUGGCAUCAAAUGAUGAGUGUGUCAGAGAAGAAGAGGAGGAGGAAGCGGAGGAGGAGGACCCCAAUCAGGAGGAUGGUGAUGCGGUUCAGGAGGAAUCUGAAGGUCUCAGCCAUUCACAGCCUCUGACUGAGGAGCAGACAUGAGUAGACAGAUUCAGCAUUGCUGCCCCCACUGUGGAGACAACGCAGAGGAUGGUACAAGUUGGUGUUUCUCAGCUGGAGAGUCAGGACCCACAGACUGCCACGGAAAGCUCAAGACAGGUCAUGCCACAUCAAACAGCGGGACAUGAUCAAGGGUGGUGUCUUGCACUAAGGUUUGGGUAACGAUGCAGCUGAAGAACACAAAGCCGGAGGCGAUUCAGGACACCCUGUGUGGAUUUAGUUUCUUCUGGAUGAUUGGCAGUGGGGACCGAGUGGAUGCACAAAUCGAAGCCUUUCACCAAACAAUAUGUAAGCAAGUUCCUAUUUCAAGGAACGGGAUUUUAUUUUGGGUCUUUAGGUCCUUUUUAAAAGAAAAAAUAAACUUUGUAUAAAGAGAAAACAUCCAAAACAUUUCUACUAAUGUGAGACCUUGCAUGCUUUGUCUCUUUUUGUGAAUCAUGGAAGAACCAUUUUUCUCAAGGAAACAUUCUCUGCUCAAACCCAUCAGUGACCUAUUUUGUUGCCUCACAGAAAAAAAGGUUUUUGAAAACUCAGUUUUCUGUGAAUUAAAAAAAGCAAUUUAGUGCCAUUCGGUUAGUAACUUUGUUUUAAGAAGAAGAAAAAUUACCGCCGGAAGGAUUUUUAACGUCAGUGUUUUAACAUUUUGUAUUUUUUUCUAAGUCAUUUUACAGUCCUGAAACGACGUUUAUAAUAAUACAAACAGGAUCCAUUAUACUGUUAAAAUUGUCAUUAAUAUUUUAAAAACUGUAAAUGUUGGGAUUCGGGUCCAUUUAGUUGUCUGUGAAGCAAAACUAAUACAGGAAGCUGGGUGUGAUCCCAGAAUAUUUAAAGGGAAACUCCACCUUUUCAAUGCAACCAAAAAUGGAAUGUUAUAAACUGAAAAGAAGGACUAUAAAACAAGAAGUAUGAAAACAGGCUGUUUAAAAAAAUAUUCCUUGUGCUCAUCAUAAAGGGAUACUUUUGAUGAUGGGUUCUCUUCACAAUUUAUGAUCAGUAAACGGUUUUCAACAUUUUAGUUUUCCUGUCAAUACCUUGUCAGAUUGUGUCUGAGACAAAAGGAAGAACUUCAGCGACCCUUGUAGUAAUCUAGAAACCAACUUUAGUUUGGGUUUGGGCCUUCAUCAAGGUCAACCAUGAUAGGUCGGUCUGUUUCUAAAGUUGGUUUAUGAGUGCAAGUGUCGCUGAAGCUUCUGCUUAGAAUCGAGUCACAAGACUGAGCCAAAUUUAGGACAUUACACUCAACUUGACACAAACUUUAACUCCAGCAUGUAGACGUUAGCCUUUAAUUACGCCAAACAAAGAUUGAUAUUAAAAAUGCACCUCGUUAUAUUGUUCUGUAAUAAACUCACAUUGACUUCAUUCAUUUCCGGCUACUUUACACUGACCACUCAGAUUACAGAUUUAAUUAAUGACUGGUGGUUGGAGGAAAUUGAAUUUUGACAAUAAAAAGUGCCAUAAAAGUUAUUGCAAACACUCAAAAUGAUGAAAAAUUCAAUUUUUUCAAUUGAAAUAUAUAAAAAAUAAAAAUACACAAGCAGUAAAUGCUUACAUCCGUGAAGCAUUAACUAUGAAAUAUUUUAAAUAUAGAGGUAGUUUAAAUGCAGUGGACAGAACGGCCGGCAAUCUUAAAACAUUACCUAAAAAUAACUGUGUCCACAUGUGUACAUAAGUAACUUUAGGACUAUUUUAUUGAAAGCAGGUAAUGUUUUUCUAUUUACUUAUUUUAUAUUUGUUUACUGCAGACAACACACAGCCAGAGACGGCGCCACUUAAGUUUUAAAUAGUUUUGCACAUACAGUAUUUUCUUCUCCAGGCAUUGUUUCAAUAAGAAAUGGUAGUAGUUAUAAGUUCAUAUUUACUGUAAAAUGCAAUGUCAGCACUUUUUAAAAUCACAUCCAGUAUUUGCCAAAUUUCUCACAGAUAAAGACACCUUCCAGGAAACUUUCAUAUCUAUAAAUGGUCUAUUGUUACUCUGCAGAAAAUUACAUAUCUGGUUAAAUUAUAUAUUAAAAGAGUCUAAAUUAAAGGGUAAGACCAAAACGUUUUAAAACGUAUAAAAAAAAAAAUGACUUGGUCACACUUUUGCUUACUGGUUCAUGCAAACGGCAUUUUAGAAACUUAAAUCACCGCUGCAUUCGAUGCAUGUUUACACAGAAGUUACAUUAAAAAUGACAACUGGCGCUGCCAACAUGGAGAUUUCCACUUUUGGCUCGACUUUACUCUGACAAGCUGUUAGCUAGAAAAUACAUCUGUUUCAUCAACUACUGCAAAUACGAAAAUGACUGGACAUAACCUCUGAACAGAACCCCUCUAAAAAUAUAAAAUCCUUUGAAUAGCAUUUAAAAAGGAAGUGCCUAAUUUGACGACCUUCAGUUUCUAAACUGUAAUUUCUUAUGAUUUACUGGCGAAUAUCUGGGCUGGCCCUUAUGAACUCUGCCUACAUUUUGUCAAUUUUAUUAUAGAAACACCAUUUGGAUUAUUGGCAAAACUAAGAAAAAAAGUAUUUUGUAAAACGUGUAGAUGGUUUGUUGGAGAAAAUUAUGCUAAAAAACACAAAAAUAAAUCAGUUAUUAGGAUCUUGAUGUAAUAUUAUAUUGACUGCCUUCGUUGUUUUGUAGCAUUCAUAAACAGGUCUAAAUAAUCAUGUUUGAAUGAAAAAGGGAUUUUAACCCAAACUGUCGGUUUCACGCUCAGAAAACAAUACAAACACGCGUCGGCUCUUCUUCAGGAAACAAGCAACAUUACCUCAGUCAGUUAAGCUUCAAACUCAGUAAGAUUGUGACAUUUGCAAAUACUCACAGUGGUUUUUCUUUCAAAGCUCAAUACUGUAUGCAUGAUUAUACGAGUACAUAGUAAUUAUGUCUUUCAAAUGGCGUUUUUCUUUUCUGUCUGCGCCACCAAAGUCAGCGAAUAUCUUUUUUCCAAAACUAAACAGAAAAAAUAGACAGUUUAGUGCUUUUAUCGACUCAGAUACGGGUGAACUAGUAAACUAAAUCUUUCAGGUUGUUUCGCAUAAAUUACACACGAUAUUUUAGGGACAAGAAAUUAUAAGCUCUUGGCUCCGUUUUUACCUUUUUAAAGACUUAAGAAAUGUAAAGGAAAAAAUGUUUUACUUUGCUUUCCUCUGCUCUCUCUUCCUGUUUUUACUGAACCAUGUCAGGACAUGUACACACAUCGCAGAACGAUCAGUUCUGGGGGACUGUGGAAUCAACGUCUGUUUUGUAUUCAUUUCAUCUGCGGCAUGGAUCCUCCUGUGAGCGCUGUAGUUUUGCAAAGUUACGCCUUUUCUGCCGUUUUGCUUUAAUAGCCAACAGUUUUUAGUAGUUAAUUUAUUUAUUAUGUCUGGACUUUCACGGAUACCUUUUCUUCUCUGCGAGAUAAACAAUAAAAAGUGAAAAACUUGA